Molecule: messenger RNA, 759 nt
Organism: Colletotrichum godetiae
Lineage: Eukaryota; Fungi; Ascomycota; Sordariomycetes; Glomerellales; Glomerellaceae
Exons: 1
Coding region: 1-759 (252 amino acids)
Source: RefSeq, a predicted model, not a curated record
AUGAGGGCAGUCGCGGGCCUAAUAAUCUGUGCCAGGGCACUUGCCAUACACGUUUUCCGACCAACAUACCUCUCCAUGAGUUCUGACGUUGAAGAAUUACUAGGCGCGCCGGCCGCGGUGAAGCCAUCUCAGGAGUCGUUUGUUCGCGCCGUGCUCCAUAAAGUGUUGCCUGAACAACAGAGAAAGCGUGGGGAGAGAUGUUCCGAACUCGUAGUUGACGAGGUAUUCGCAGCAGUUGCCAGUUUGGUACCGGUCGACCAACAUGCGAUGUUCAGAUCUCGACUCUGUCAGCUGAUGAAUUCGUUGCGCGGGAGCUGGCAGCGUGUUCAAAGGCUUGACGAAAGGGUUGAGCCGUGCCUCGUCUUGAAGACGCCGUAUGACUGGCAGCCCUUGCCGAGGUCGAUAGGUAUAGUCGCACCACAUAACCACACCACACCGACAACACCAUGUCUGGGAGACAAGGAGCCUCAGACGCAACUGAAGGAGUUAAAACCGGCAGUGCUAUCGACAAGCGAGAUUGUUAAAGUCGUGUGGCCAGCUUUUCUCACUACUGUGGACGAUGAAGCAGUCGCACCAGACCCGGUCUGCUAUGGGUAUGUGCUUACCCGUGCUGGGGUUCAAGAUGCUGAGGACGAGGAAAAUUCGCGGAGAGCCACGCGCAGAGCUGCUCGUAGCCCAAACGGUGGAGCGCAACGGAGCAGGAGAGAUUCAGCUGUUUUUUUAUCCCGAGGGCCUUUCAACGCAUCGGAGGUCAAGUAG